AUUCCAUACCGAGGGAGGAAGAGAACAAAAUAGAUUCCGAUACUGAAAGGUAUUAAGGUGUAGGAGCCAGGAGGCGUAAAACGAUGGAGUGGUGUAAUUGGAAUGAGGAGGAAGGAAGGAGGUAAGUAGGGAAGGGAAAAUGUCAGAGUUGGUGGCUCGGACCGGCCGCCAUCAGCAGCGCUACGAGGACGGUCACCGCCUCGUCGCCGGGUGUAUUCCUUUCAAGUACACAAAUUGUGGUGGAAAUGGUGAUCGAGAGGAUGUGAAGGUACUGAUGAUCAACUCACCCGCUCGACCUGGCCUUCUCUUUCCAAAGGGUGGGUGGGAAAAUGAUGAGACAGUUGAGGAGGCAGCAAAACGUGAAGCUUUAGAAGAGGCUGGAGUUCGUGGGGAUUUGAUGCAUUUUCUGGGGUACUACUUUUUUAAGAGCAAAACCCUGCAAGACGAGUUCAGUCCAGAAGGUUUAUGCAAAGCUGCCAUGUUUGCUCUGCUUGUGAGGGAGGAGCUCCAGUCUUGGCCAGAACAGAGCAUUCGUGAGAGAAGUUGGCUAACGAUCCCUGAAGCAAAGGAGCAUUGCCAGCACCUGUGGAUGAGAGAGGCCCUUGGGGAAGGUUUCUCAAAUUGGCAUGAACAUCAAAUACAAAGCAAUUCAAAGCAAGAGAACCACCUUUUUUCGACCCCGGAUGAGGAGAAUUGAUGAAGGAAGGCACCUCUCUGAUGCUGAUUUUGCUGCCUUUUCUUUUUCAAAGCUAGAUGUUUGGCUUUUUUAGGUGUUAAAGUUUAUCAGGAAUUUGUGUUUUUUUUUUUUUUCUUUUCUUUUCUCCUUUUUUUCUGAUGUUCCUUUCUUCAUUUACUUGCUCUCAUGUUGCUCACUUUGUUUAUAUUGAUAGACAAAAAGGGGGAAGAAAAUGCAAAA
Alnus glutinosa is the source of this 916-nucleotide messenger RNA. Its product is annotated as nudix hydrolase 16, mitochondrial-like. The record is from RefSeq and is a predicted model, not a curated record. Lineage: Eukaryota; Viridiplantae; Streptophyta; Magnoliopsida; Fagales; Betulaceae. The transcript has 4 exons. Gene Ontology annotation, molecular function: pyrophosphatase activity. Bases 140 to 697 code for a protein of 185 amino acids. Gene Ontology annotation, cellular component: cytoplasm; nucleus.